Messenger RNA from Rhododendron vialii, 1073 nucleotides. RefSeq names its product proline-rich extensin-like protein EPR1. NCBI's taxonomy places the organism in Eukaryota, Viridiplantae, Streptophyta, Magnoliopsida, Ericales, Ericaceae. The transcript is spliced from 4 exons. The coding region runs from base 1 to 810 and encodes 269 amino acids. The record is from RefSeq and is a predicted model, not a curated record.
AUGCCUACUAUAUACUACACAGUCCGAUCUUUAUGUUGUGCCCCAUUGGAUGCAAACGCCGACAAACUUCUAAGUUCUGCAGUGUCUUGGAUACCGGGAGCUUCAACAUCAACAAUUAUUCCAAGCCAAGGCACUACUAGCUCUGCUCCACCUCUCCAGCAGCCCUCCUCCGCUACCUUGACUGCUUUGGCAAGAGCCUUUGUUCCUUCCCGGCCUGCUCCACCUCUCCAGCAACCCUCCUCCUCUACCUUGAGUGCUAAAGCGACAGCAUUUAUUCCUCCCCGCCCCACUCCACCUCUCCAGCAGCCCUCCACCACAACCUUGAGUGCUUCGGCACGGGCGUUUGUUCCACCCCAGCUCACUCCACCUCUCCAGCAUCCCGCCACCACUACCUUGAGUGGUUCAGCACGGGUGUUUGUUCCACCCCAGCCCACUCCACCUCUCCAUCAGCCCUCCUCUGCUACUGCGCUUGUUCCUCCCCAGCCCACUCCACCUCUCCAGCAGCCAUCCUCCGCCGGGCCCACUACACCUCUCCAGCCCCCCUCCGCUCAAACACCAAUAGACUCUCAAGGGGGUUUGUUUUUGAGGGCCUGCAGAAACACGGUUGCUCAUCAUCACCAAAAUGUAUGGAACGCAACUAAGAGUGUUGGGACAGACGAAUUGGAUGCAAUUGAACAUAUACAAGCUGCAGUUCUAGAGGGGCUUGGUGGAGAAGCUGCAGGGUCCAACUCCAACCUCUUGUACUUUGUUUGCCAACCCAUUGCAAUAUGUUCUCAAUUCAGCUCCUUACAACUUGUGCACAUCUUGUGAGCAGCAAUGGGGGUGACUGGAAAAGACAGCCUUCAGGAUUGCGUUAAGGUGGGUUGUCCUCAUAUGAUGAAGAACUAGGGCAUUAAACAGAUUACAGAGGUAGAUAAUUUUGCAAUUCAUUAUGGUUUAGCACAUGUAUUUAGCUAAGUUACAUCAAUAUGUGAUUUGGAAUGUGGUUACCUUUUUGUUUAGAAUUGAGUGACUUGGUGUAUCCUUAAAGUCACAGUCCUUUGUGAAAUGAGAAUUGUCGUUUAUUUUCUCUU